ACACAUAUACGGUCAUCCUCACGUUUUCACCUUGAGUACGAGUUUCUAGAGAUUAUGGAGAUUUGCGAGCAGUCCGAGAUAUUCGUCGAAGAAGGCGAUGACUAUGUCUUUGAUCACACAAAAUUCAUUCUCCAAGAGAAAGAGAAAGGCAGUUACUUUUACUCCGAAACUAAGGAUCGUCUUUAUCCUUCGGUCCCAAUUGACAUCAAUAAGUUACGGCCAAUACCUAUGCGAGAUUUUUGGCCGCCCUUUGACCGAUCCUUAACGCGAGCCCCAGAUCCGCUACCUGGGAAUCAUUAUAUAAAGCGACCAAGUCUUUUGUACUACAGGGAUGGGCAAGCCCAAGAUCUCAGCAAUCAGAUUCUUGACGAAGCAAAAGUAUGCGAGAUUCUACGGAAUAACCCACAUCCCAAUAUCGCCGAAUAUUUGGGAUGCAUUGAGAAAAAUGGUAGAAUAAAAGGCCUAUGCUUUGUUAAAUACUCGAUGGAUCUCAUACAGAGGGUGGAGACCGGGAGACCUCUCGAUUCGGAUUACUACCUCCAAAGCAUUGAGAGUGGAAUACGCCACUUGCACGCAUUGGGCCUCAUUCACAAUGAUAUUAACCCAAGAAAUAUUAUGGUCGGUGAAGAUGAUAGACCUAUUAUCAUUGAUUUUGAUUCAUGCAAACAAGAGGGAGAAGAACUUGGGAAAUCGGGCACUCCUGGGUGGGCAAUCGAAAACGCACAACACGCUAGACAGGAGAACGAUUUUUUCAGCUUUUGCAUGAUUAAGAAGUACCUAUUGGACAAUUGUACCUAGAAUAUGAAUGGUGGUAUUUGGUUAUGACCGAUUAUUCCAGGCACCAUUGUGGACGUCUGUUGAGAGUCUUGAAUGCUCCGAAAUUCCAAGUAGUCACCUGAUACCUUCCUCCAAUGAUUGAAUCCAGCCAUCGCAAUCUUAGCAAGUCAUUCGAGAUUGGUGGGUAGCAGUUAAUCCUGGAGAUCUGAGAUCUUCGACAGUUGGAUGAGAACACGUCUUGCUCUUUGUUUGCGUAGGAUUUUCGAUAUCAGCUGUAGAACAGGAUGGGGACAGAAUAUGCAGUGAGACCAAGUACAUGUAGAGCCUCCGAGGGUGUCUACAAAGGCAAGAGAACUUUAGGUGUAAGAGGAUUUUUCGCAAAAAAAAUUGUGCGAGAAAUCCUCACCCGCAAAUGGCUCCCCAUGGAUCCAAAAAUGGUUCUUCACCCAAACGAAAUGUGCUCAAGAAGGUAGCGCUGACGGAAUCGGAGCGUUUGUUUGGGCUUUUAUCCCAGACCCUGGUGACUCGUUUCCGUUUUUCUUAAUCCCGGUGAUUUGAUAUCAACAUAAACAAUGAGCUCUUUG
Messenger RNA from Talaromyces stipitatus ATCC 10500, 1361 nucleotides. RefSeq lists its product as uncharacterized. Gene Ontology annotation, molecular function: ATP binding; RNA endonuclease activity; protein serine/threonine kinase activity. Gene Ontology annotation, biological process: IRE1-mediated unfolded protein response; intrinsic apoptotic signaling pathway in response to endoplasmic reticulum stress; protein phosphorylation. Gene Ontology annotation, cellular component: IRE1-TRAF2-ASK1 complex. Bases 55 to 798 code for a protein of 247 amino acids. NCBI's taxonomy places the organism in Eukaryota, Fungi, Ascomycota, Eurotiomycetes, Eurotiales, Trichocomaceae. The transcript has 2 exons. The record is from RefSeq and is a predicted model, not a curated record.